AUGUCGAAUCUCAUCGACCCCGCGACGGGCCAACAGCUCCCCACGGAUGCUAUCCAGCGCGUCCUCUUCGUCGCCCGUCCCGUCCAUGUCUACGCCAUUCCACCCCUGACUUCGAUGAAAGGUUAUAAGGCUGCGGAAUGGACCGAACCCGAUCCUCGAACUGGACAGAGCCGGCAGAUCUUCACGGCCCGCCUCCGCAUUCUCGAAACCGCCAUCCCCGCCCCGAUCACCGCUGGCGGUGAUCAGCAACAGGAGCAAGUGAAGACUGAUAUUGUGUUGGAAGAUGCAGACAGUGGAGCUCUUUUUGCUGCGGCACCAUAUACGGACCCAGAGGCGGUAGAGCAUGUGUUGGACUCGUCGCGCUUCUUUGCUAUCCGUGUUGUCGGAGAAGGACGCAAGGCAGUGCUGGGCAUCGGCUUCGAGGAUAGAAGUGAAGCCUUUGAUUUCGGUGUCACUCUCCAGGAAGCACGGAAAGUCCUCGGUUUUUCGGACAGCACUGAAGCUACCGGGUCAGGCUUACGAGGCGCCAAACAAUCGUCGUCAUCAAAACCGCAGCCGGAGAAGGCCCUGUCAAAGGACUACAGUCUGAAACCCGGCCAGACGAUUACUGUGGACAUUGGCAGCAAACGGCGAUCAGCGGAGAUUAAGAAUACUUUCAGUUCUACUACCGGUCAGGAAGAUGACCAACGGGCACUGUUUUCCAUUCCGCCACCUCCUGGUCCUGCGACCGGUAUAGUGUUUGAUAACAGCGGCGACGACAGCAACGCAUUUCCUAUUUUGGCACCGCCUCCCUCUGCGAGGGAUACCCGUUCUGAGCGAAGGAGACCACGGCCUCAAUCUGCUUUGCUGGCGGGCCAGAAGGACGAGUUCGGCUUCGACGAUGGUGAAUUUGGCGAGUUCAAAUGA
Molecule: messenger RNA, 906 nt
Organism: Paecilomyces variotii
Lineage: Eukaryota; Fungi; Ascomycota; Eurotiomycetes; Eurotiales; Thermoascaceae
Exons: 1
Coding region: 1-906 (301 amino acids)
Biological process (GO): endocytosis
Cellular component (GO): membrane; clathrin vesicle coat
Source: RefSeq, a predicted model, not a curated record